AUGCCUCUGGGCUGGCUCACUUACAGCCUGCAUUUUGAGGGGCAGAGACACAUUGUGCACAUGAAGGUCAACAAGAAUUUUCUAUCCAGACACUUCCGAGUGUUUACCUACACAGACCAGGGCGCUCUCCUUGAGGACCAGCCUUUUGUAAAGAAUGACUGCUACUACCAGGGUUAUGUGGAGGGGGACCCAGAAUCCCUGGUUGCCCUCAGUACCUGUUUGGAGGGUUUGCAAGGAAUACUACAAACAAAUGACCUUGUUUAUGAAAUACAGCCCAAGAGACUUUCUACCACCUCAGAACAUUUCAUAUAUAAAGUGGACAGUGAGGAGACACAAUUCCUACCCAUGAGAUGUGGAGUAACAGAUGAAGAAAUAGCACAACAACUGAAGUUUCAAGAGAGUGCUAAUUUCACUUUGAUGCAGAGUGGUGGGUAUGAAGGCUGGUGGACACACAACCGGCUUCUUGAACUGGCAGUGGUGGUGGACCACUAUCGCUAUCUUCAUCACGAAAGCAACACCACAGAAGUGCAGUAUGAAGUACUACUUAUUGCCAAUAAAGUAAAUAACUUUUUGACUUCAUUGGAUGUUGAUGUGGUUUUAAUGGGAAUUGAGGUCUGGACAGAAAAAAAUCCAAUUAAAAUAAAUAACAUAGUAGAUCUCCUGGAAGAAUUUUGCAUUUGGAAGCAAACUAGCUUUAACAGCCGCCUUCCACAUGAUGUUGCACAUCUUUUUGUAAAACAUAGCUAUGGCGUUACUCUUGGCAUAGCCUUUAUUGGAACAGUAUGUAACUUUACAUAUAAUUGUGGAGUGGAAAGUUUAAUGUACAAUAACUUGUAUACAGUUGCAUACACUAUGAUCCAUGAGAUUGGUCAUAAUUUCGGUAUGCUACAUGAUGGACCAACUUGUUCAUGUGGACAUAAAACCUGCGUAAUGUUUUCAGGUAUAUCAGGUACAACAAGAUUCAGCAACUGCAGCUAUGCUAGCUUCAUCAACACCACAGCAAGUCAAAACUGUAUGUACAUUUCAUCUAAUACAGGGAACAUCUUCACACUUGCAUGGUGUGGGAACAGUGUGGUUGAAGAAGGAGAAGAGUGUGACUGUGGCGCUUUACAUUUGUGUAUAAAUGAUCCCUGCUGUGAGUCAAAUUGCAUUCUGAAACCUGGGGCUGCUUGUGCUUCUGGGCUUUGUUGCAAAGACUGUCAGAUCCUGCCUACAGGCGAAAUUUGCAGACAAGAGGAAAAUGACUGUGAUCUCCCAGAGUGGUGCAAUGGGACAUCCUACCAUUGUCCAGAGGAUGUGUAUGUGCAGAAUGGGAUGCCAUGCAAGGACGGUGGCUACUGCUAUGAAAAGAGAUGCAAUAACCGUGAAGAGCAGUGUAGGAACAUAUUUGGCAAAGAGGCCAAGAGUGCAAAUCAGAGUUGCUACAUAGAAAUGAACACCCGCGGUGACCGUUUUGGGAACUGUGGUUUCAAGUACUCUAGAUAUGUAAAAUGUAACAUCUCAGAUACCUUGUGCGGGAGGAUUCAGUGUGACAAUGUGACAGAACUUCCCCUUCUGAGAGAUCAUUCUACUGUGCACUGGACUCACUUCAAUGGCGCCACCUGCUGGGGUACCGACUACCACUUCGGGAUGACCAUACCUGACAUUGGUGAUGUGAAAGAUGGGACAGAGUGUGGGUCAGAACAUGUCUGCAUCCAAAGGAAGUGUGUCCAUAGGUCACUUCUGGUAACUAGUUGUUCACCUGAGACCUGCAAUCUGAAAGGAGUCUGCAACAACAGGCAGCACUGCCACUGCAACACAGAGUGGGACCCUCCCUUCUGCCUGAAAAAAGGCAGUGGAGGUAGUAUAGAUAGUGGCCCACCUCCUGGGAGGAAAGAGAAUGAAAAGCACCAAGGGAAGAGUUACCUGCUAAUAUUUUGGCUUAUUCCUCUUUUGAUAGUCUUAAUAUGUUGGCUAUUUUUCCUCUUUACUUGCAUCUUAGGCAACAGCUAG
Molecule: messenger RNA, 1992 nt
Organism: Myotis davidii
Lineage: Eukaryota; Metazoa; Chordata; Mammalia; Chiroptera; Vespertilionidae
Product: disintegrin and metalloproteinase domain-containing protein 25-like
Exons: 2
Coding region: 1-1992 (663 amino acids)
Biological process (GO): male gonad development; proteolysis
Cellular component (GO): external side of plasma membrane; plasma membrane; sperm head plasma membrane
Molecular function (GO): metalloendopeptidase activity
Source: RefSeq, a predicted model, not a curated record